AUGACCAAGGGCUGCUAUACCUGUCGCCGCCGUCGUGUGGUUUGUGACAAUGGCCUCCCGACAUGUCGCAAAUGUCGCACUGCAGGCAAAGAAUGCUUGGGAUAUCAGAAACCGCUGGUAUGGGUCAAAGGAGGAGUUGCCAGUCGUGGAAAGAUGAUGGGAUUGAGUUUCGACGAUGUCAUAGAUAGUCCCCGGAGCCGUGGCCAUGACAUCCAGCGGCUAGAAGAAGGGGCCGCUGGUUCUCCUGACCGUCAAGAAUAUCGUCUCGAAGCGGUAUUGAAUGAUACAUCACUCCCACAGACCUGCGCAAGCAAAAUUGAAUCCCAGACCGUUGGUCCCGAGCGUGGACGAUCGCUAGUGACUGCAGACCCUUGGACGCCCACGGGUGACGAACAUCAGCAAUACAUAGAUGGAAACGAUGAGACAUCUAUUGUGCAUGUGCCGGCGAGGUCGCCGCAGUCUACACACAUUCCUUCUCCGCGGGCAGCACUUGUCGAUCCUCUUUUUCAGGACCUGGAUAGGCUCUCGCGCCUCUACAUCUCUCACUUCAACCAACGAUGCGUGCACGAUCUGGCACUAUACGACAAAGUAAAGAACCCAUAUCGAGAUCUGAUUCCGCUGGUUGCUCAGUCGCGAGUCCUGUCAGACGUACUUGCUGCGGUUGGUGCAGUACAUUAUGCCUCCAUUUCUCAUGCAGAAGGAUCCUUAAUAUUGGUGGCUUCAGGAAUGCCAGUGAUAUCCGGUCCCGGUUUGCCUUUCCAGGACAACGAGACGAGUGCGACAGCUCUAUCACAAGGUCCUUCGUCGCAAGCGUUUGAGCAUUUCUUGAGGUUCAAGCAUCGAGCUCUUCGUCAACUGUCAUUAGACCUUCUCGAUCCAAUAACGCGCAACGAUGAUAAGACCGUGGCUGGCAUUCUGGUGCUUGUACUUCUCGAUGCUAUGGAAUCAGGGAGUGGCGCCUGGAAGUUCCAUCUAGAAGGAGCGAAGAACCUUCUGAGGAGUCGUCAGGACAGUAUGAGUGACAGUAACAUGAGAAGAAUAGUAGAGGGUCUCGAUACCUUUGUUAUCGAUAGCUGUCUGAUCCUCGAAAUCAUGGGAUCUACCCUGGCGCGGCCAGGUGCUCUCUCGAAGCCAUUCUAUUCACACAAAAUGGGUCCUGGCAUUCUUAAGCGCCUCGAACAGACGUCGUGGGUUGGCUGCCCAGCGUACCUCCUCGAGGUCAUCUUCUUCGUCCACGCACAACGAUACUCCGACACCGACCUCUACGACUCAGAAUCCUCCCCUCUAAACCACUUGAGUUCUCCCGAAUCCUUACUACAUCAUAUCCAAAACUUUGAUCCUUCGGCCUGGGCUCAAGAGAUGCAAAAUUUCUUCUUUCUUACCGACAUAUCAGCACGCCUUGCCUUGGCCUCUGCUUACAAGGCCGCUGUCUAUCUUUACGCCAGCAGGGUCCUUUCGAAAUCAAAGCCAAACUCCUCGUCCUCUGUAACGCCUGUCAAGUAUUACCGCAGCAGAGAGCACAGCGAAGCCGCCGACGAAUUGAUCUAUCAGCUGUCCCUCAUUCGAUCCCCAGAUCCCCAUUUCAAAUGUCUCAUCUGGCCCACCUUCAUCGCAGGAGCCGAGAGCAAGAAUGUUUCCCAGCGCACGUUUGCCCUCGACAGACUGCAGGCUCUCUGGACUGCCAUAUCAUCCAUCAAUGUGCGUAAUGCAGCGUGGGUUUUGGGAAUCAUGUGGCAACGACAAGACGAGAGACGUCUGCAGAGAGAGCAAGCCCUCACGUCGGAUGAGUCAAUAAAUCUCAAUCACGACGGCAAUGACGACGACAAUGAUGAUUUCGACUGGAUCCAGGAACUGGAUAAUUCGCCAGCGGACUGGCUCUUUAUCUAA
Molecule: messenger RNA, 1887 nt
Organism: Paecilomyces variotii
Lineage: Eukaryota; Fungi; Ascomycota; Eurotiomycetes; Eurotiales; Thermoascaceae
Product: putative C6 finger domain protein Acr-2
Exons: 3
Coding region: 1-1887 (628 amino acids)
Biological process (GO): regulation of DNA-templated transcription
Molecular function (GO): zinc ion binding; DNA-binding transcription factor activity, RNA polymerase II-specific
Source: RefSeq, a predicted model, not a curated record